Molecule: messenger RNA, 2168 nt
Organism: Somion occarium
Lineage: Eukaryota; Fungi; Basidiomycota; Agaricomycetes; Polyporales; Cerrenaceae
Source: the annotation of a GenBank genome assembly
AUCGUUCAAGCUCGACGUCCAUAACAUCGCCAUCGAGGUCCUAAGUACAGUAUAUGGAUACGUGUGGUUUUGUAUGUGUACUAACCUGAUAUCUAUUCUAGUCAUGUCGCCGUUCAUGCCGUCUUGCCAGGUGCUAGUGGUCUCCAAUACCUGACGUCAACGGUAAUGUCAAUUUCAACAGACACUAUAUAGUCUCCCCUGCUACAUUGCAGCCUACAAUACCACCUAUUAUACGAGAAUCGCGUCUUGACCCAUAUAAACUGCUUUGAUUAUGCUUGCUCAUCCUUUCGUACGUUUUGCAUCCUGCGCACGCUCAACCGUAUCCUCUUCCCGUCUCCUAUCCACAACCUCAUCCAUUAAACUACCGCACAAGGCUCCCCAUGUCCUUCCUUUUUCAUUCCUCCCUGCUAAUUCCCUAGAGCCCAAGGCCACCCGUACCAAAGGCCUCACAGAAAUUCGUGGUCCGUAUUAUGCACCUGUCACAAACACGUACCUCGACGAGCUCUUGACCGACUGGGGCGAAUAUGUGGACGGUGUCAAGUUUGCCGGUGGCGCCUUCUCCUUGAUGCCUGAGGAUAGAUUGAAAGCAUUGAUCGACACCGCCCACAAGCAUGGAUGCUAUGUCAGUACUGGAGGUUAUAUCGAGCGUGUCUUGGCUGCGUCAAGUGGAAACAAAGACGUCGUGUCAAAAUACCUCACUACUUGCAAGAACAUGGGCUUCGACGUUCUCGAAAUAUCCUCCGGAUUCUUGUCCAUUCCAACUGAGGAUUGGGCUUCCCUGAUCGAAUUCACCCUUGCACAUGGAUUGCAGCCCAAGCCUGAAGUCGGCAUUCAAUGGGGCGCCGGAGGUGAUGCCUCUAUUGCCGAACUCGAGUCCGUUGGUACUCGCGACCCCAAGUGGCUCAUCGACCGAGCCAAAUUGUUCCUCGAAGCGGGAGCACAUAUGAUCAUGAUUGAAAGCGAGGGUAUUACUGAGAACGUUAGAUCGUGGCGAACGGACGUUAUCUCAGCUGUGACGUCAGCUCUUCCGGCAGACAAGAUCAUGUUCGAAGCUGCUGAUCCCCCUGUCUUUACUUAUCACAUCCAAAACCAAGGCGCACGAGCCAAUCUGUUCAUUGAUCAUAGUCAGAUAGUCCAGCUUGCUUGUUUAAGGCGAGGAAUCUGGGGUACUGGUAGUACCUUCGGGAAGAUUGUUACAUUCGAAGGGACGGGCGAGCAUGGCCAGUCGGGCAAGAACUAGUCGCAAUAGGCGUCAGUGUACAUCUACCAUACGUCGUUGCGUAAAACUGUAGGUUGCCCGAGAAAUAUUCCAUUACACUACUCAAAUGGCUGAGACCACAUCGAAGCCUAGCUGCUGUCUCGCGUGGUGCCACUCCAGCUGUAUUGACCUGUCGAAUGCCCUACUGACACGUUCCUUCUCCUCCUUGCUCGCAGACGUACCGACAGGUAUCUCUUUCGCAGUCCACUUUUUCUCGGUCUGCGUCCGACUGAAGUUAAUGCACCGGAAGCUGGGCCUGUCCAUUGAUCGAAGAUGGGGCGGCAGAAUGAGUGGGCCAGGCUGUACUAGGAUGCUAUGCGUACGGAAGGAGUUAUGGUGAAAAUCUUGAAAGUGGAGACGAAUGAUGAGGCUGUAGCAUUCAGCACUACAAAACGAUGGAAACGUUAGAAACAAAGACACCGUAGGGACAUGUAAGAUAACACACCGUUGGUCAACGCUCAUCUCCUCCAGGUCAAUCGGCGUUCCACAGUCUUCCAUGAGCAGGAUCGGACUACGUCUCUGCCAUGGCCACAGUAACUUGCCAUCCGCAUCCCGCUCCAGUUGUUUAGACUUCUUGUCUGGAACAUAGAACCCAAAGAACUUGGGUACGACUUGGCAACUCGGCGUAGGAGUUUUCACAAAUGGUGUCAAGACGUGCCAUCCGCAAUACUCUUCCGUGAAAAAACCUGGGAAUGUAUUGUAAAUAUCACCUUCGUUGUUGAGAAGUUCUCGAGCAUGUUUCUCCGGCAGAGAUACUUUCGCUGCCACGCGGACGACGCCUGGACGGACUGAAGCGGAGUCGUAUGUCGAUAGAGGAGGUGGAAGUUCUAAAGGCGCAGAAUAGACAUUGGAGUGACGGCCAUUGCCUAGAAUGUUAUCCGGAUUGAGGUAUAUAUGAGCUACGUUGUCC